AUGGGUGUCGAACUCAAAGGAAAUGGCCCGGGGGAGCCGCCUAUGAACCCCACGAUUGCCGUCCCUCUGUUCGUUGUCGGUGGACUGAUAGCAAUUUUAUUUGCCUGGAAAACCGUCAUUCGCAUUCGACAUCGCCGACGAUCAAAGGCGGCACAGGAAGGAACUGACCAGACGCAGCUAUGCCGGACAAAUCGCUUCAAUGCCGCCCUCAAAAAGAAUUUACUAUAUGCUCCGAUAUGGGGCAAUCGCCAUAGCCGCGAAUUCCGCAUCUUACGGAUGCAUAUGGGGUCUCUACCGCUACGACUGGAAGUGAUUUGCCUGUUGAUUUACCUCAGCUUGAACAUAAUUUUCAUUGUCGUGACCGUCGAUUGGUGGAUCAGCGAUUACUCGGAGAAGAUGUUCCAGCUCAAAUACUCCGCGGGCCAUCUGGCAGUCAUGAAUACGCCAGGCUUGGUCAUUGGCGCAGGACGGAACAAUCCGUUGGUCCAGCUGCUGGGUAUCUCGUUCGAUGCGUUCAACUUUAUGCAUCGUUGGGUGGGACGUGUGAUCACAGCUAACGCGAUCAUUCACAUGAGCGCCGUGCUGGCCGACCAGGUUUAUCUGCAUGGCACAGACUAUGUUCUAUAUAUCAUGUGGCAACAGAGGCUCUUUCUAUGCGGCCUUAUGGCCAUCCUUGGAUUUAUUUUCAUUUUUAUUCAAUCUCUGUCGCCGGCCCGACAUGCAUUUUACGAAUUAUUCCUUCACCUGCAUAUAGCCCUGGCCGUAUUUGCCUUCGUGGCACUUUGGUAUCACCUGAAAAACCUGUUGCAACAGCGUGUGCUUCUUGGCACCUUGAUCCUGUGGGGUCUUGAUCGUGCAGGUCGACUUGCAAUACUACUUUGGAGAAAUCUUAGCUCAAGACCCACAACUGCCACAGUCGAGGCUCUGUCUGGGUCUGUUGCUCGCGUUGAUGUUGCCGUGGCUCGGGCAUGGCGCUUCCGUCCUGGUCAGUAUAUGUACCUCUAUAUGCCGUGUCUGGGCUUGUGGACAUCACAUCCGUUCACGGUUGCGUGGUCGUCGACAUCGGAUUCGUUGAAUAUGAACGAAAAACGCGCCUCGGGUGACUCUUUGGACGCUCUCACCGGAGGCUCGCCAACUACAACCAUGUCCGUCCUGAUCAAGGGCCAAGACGGAUUCACAAAAAAGUUGCUCCAGAAGGUGGAAGACUCCCCCGAGGGACGCAUUCAGGCUAUGGCAUUGGCAGAGGGGCCAUUUGGCGGUAUCCAUUCUCUCGCCUCAUAUGGUACUCUACUGUUGAUAGCCGGGGGGGAUCGGCAUUACCCACCCAAUGUCAUAUUUGAACGAGGUUAUCACCACGUUCACCGAACAAAAGACAGCUACUCGCAAGGUGCAUUUGGUCUGGAUCGUCCGCAGUCUAGUUGGAUUCAAAGUUUCAUGGCCGAGAUACUAGGCCACGAAUCCCUAACCAGCCCAACAAACCCGAACGGCCACUCAUACUUCCAAUUUCCACGGCUUCUCCUCUCCAUCAGCCUGCAUAUCACAUCGCAUAAGGACACGGUCGAGGAAUACAUCCCACAGCCAGAUUCGCUGUGGAUGCAAUGCGCUCCGCCCAACGUACCGGUCAGCAUCAACCACGGCAAGCCGUGUAUGCAGUCCGUGCUAGAAAAAGAAAAAGAAGAUCAGAUCGGUGCGAUGGCGGUUAGUGUCUGCGGUCCUGGUGGCCUGGGCGAUAGUGUGCGGGAGGCUGUUAGAAAUGUGCAAGGGGAGAAGACGGUUGAUCUCUUCGAAGAGACAUUCUCAUGGUAG
This is a messenger RNA of Penicillium verrucosum, 1806 nucleotides long. RefSeq names its product ferric reductase family protein. Gene Ontology annotation, molecular function: ferric-chelate reductase activity. The coding region runs from base 1 to 1806 and encodes 601 amino acids. Lineage: Eukaryota; Fungi; Ascomycota; Eurotiomycetes; Eurotiales; Aspergillaceae. The transcript has 5 exons. Gene Ontology annotation, biological process: iron ion transport; intracellular iron ion homeostasis; copper ion import. Gene Ontology annotation, cellular component: plasma membrane. The record is from RefSeq and is a predicted model, not a curated record.